AUGGAGCUUGGUAUGCACGAGUACCCUCCACUCGCACAAGUGGAGCUUUGUGAGCACAAGCAACCUUCGCUUGUGCACGAAACUCCAUUCAUGCAACUGGAAGGUCGCACUAUCAUUCUCUCCACCCACCACAUGGAUGAGGCAGAUAUCCUUGGGGACCGAAUUGCCAUCAUAUCUAAUGGCAAACUUUGUUGUGUUGGCUCUUCAUUAUUCCUGAAGAACCAGUUGGGCACAGGAUACUACCUGACCUUAGUCAAGAAGGAUGUGGAUUCCUCACUCAGCUCCUGUAGAAACAGCAGCAGCACAAUAUCUUACUUGAAAAAGGAUGACAGUGUUUCGCAGAGUAGUUCUGAUGCAGGCCUUGGGAGUGAUCAUGAAAGUGACACCCCAACAAUAGAUGUAUCUGCAAUUUCUAAUCUGAUUAUGAAGCACGUCCCAGAAGCAAAGCUGGUGGAGGACAUUGGCCACGAGUUAAGUUAUGUUUUGCCCUAUGAAGCUGCCCGAGAAGGAGCUUUUGUGGAGCUGUUUCAUGAAAUUGAUGACCGCCUCUCUGACCUGGGUAUUUCCAGCUAUGGCAUUUCUGAGACUACCUUGGAAGAGAUUUUUCUCAAGGUGGCAGAUGAUAACGGUGUGGAUGCAGAGACUUCAGACGGCACAUUGCCCGCUAAAAGAAACCGAGUCUUUGGAGACCGACAAAGCUGCCUUCACCCAUUCACAGAGGACGAUGCUUUUGAUCCCAACGAUUCUGACAUAGAUCCAGAAUCUCGGGAAACUGACCUUCUGAGUGGGAUGGAUGGCAAAGGAUCCAGUCAGAUGAAGGGCUGGAAGCUGGCCCAGCAACAGUUUGUAGCUCUGCUUUGGAAGAGGCUGCUUAUUGCCAAGCGCAGCAGAAAGGGCAUUUUUUCCCAGAUUGUCCUCCCUGCCAUCUUCGUUUGCAUUGCUCUUGUGUUCAGUCUGAUUGUUCCUCCCUUUGGAAAAUAUCCCAGCCUAGAAUUGCACCCUUGGAUGUAUGAUGAGCAGUACACAUUUAUCAGCAAUGAUGCCCCAAAAGACGCCACAACUCAAAAGCUUUUGAGCGCUCUUCUCAGCAAACCUGGUUUCGGGACCCGUUGCAUGGAAGGAUACUCCAUUCCAGGGUUUCCUUGUUCUGCGGGAAAAGAAGAGUGGAGCCAAGAUCCAGUACCUGAGAAUCUCAAGGAAAUCUUCCAGAAAGGCAAUUGGACAAUGAAGAAUCCUUCCCCAUUGUGCAUCUGUAGCAAUAGCAAUAUCAAGAAAGUGCUUCCAGUGUGUCCUGCUGGGGCUGGUGGUCUACCUCCUCCGCAGAGAAUCCAGGAGACCACCGAUAUUCUGCAGAAUCUGACGGGGCGCAACAUCUCUGACUAUUUGGUGAAGACUUAUGCACAGAUCAUUGGAAAAAGUUUGAAGAGUAAGCAUUGGGUCAAUGAGUUCAGAUGGAGAAGAGACAUUGUUGUUGAGGCAAAGUUGAGAAUUGAAACUGCAAAAAAGGUCACUCACGCCCUCGUUACCUCAAGACUGGACUACUGUAAUGCGCUCUACAUGGGGGGAAGUGCUGCCGAACGGUUUCUGAACAGCUUCCGGAACUUCAUGAAAGGCUUGGACACAAGUAAAAAUAUUAAGGUGUGGUUCAACAACAAAGGCUGGCAUGCUGUCGGCGCUUUUAUCAAUGUGAUCAACAAUGCCAUUCUCCGUGCCAACCUACAAGAUGGAGAGAAUCCAAGCAAUUAUGGCAUAACGGUCUUCAAUCACCCACUGAACCUCACCAAGCAGCAGCUCUCUGAAGUUGCCCUGAUGACUACUUCGGUGGAUGUUUUGGUCUCCAUUUGUGUCAUCUUCGCCAUGUCCUUUGUUCCAGCCAGCUUUGUGGUUUUCUUAAUCCAGGAGCGUGUCAGCAAAGCCAAGCAUCUCCAGUUCAUAUGUGGUGUGAAACCAGUGAUCUACUGGGCGGCCAAUUUUGUAUGGGAUAUGUGCAACUACAUCAUUCCAGCAACUUUGGUUGUCAUCAUCUUUAUCUGCUUCCAGCAGAAAUCCUAUGUAUCCUCAACCAACCUCCCAGUGUUAGCACUUCUACUUUUGCUCUAUGGGUGGUCCAUAACUCCUCUCAUGUACCCAGCAUCUUUUAUAUUCAAGAUUCCUAGCACAGCAUACGUGGUGCUGACCAGCGUCAACCUCUUCAUUGGCAUCAAUGCAAGCGUAAUCACUUUCGUCCUUGAACUAUUCACCAGCUCUAAAUUCAACAACAUCAAUGACAUCCUUAAGUCCGUGUUCCUCAUCUUUCCACACUUCUGCUUGGGGCGGGGCCUAAUCGACAUGGUGAAAAACCAAGCAAUGGCAGAUGCCCUCGAAAGGUUUGGUGAGAAUCGCUUUGUCUCCCCUCUCUCCUGGAACCUAGUUGGGAGGAACCUUUUUGCCAUGGCUAUAGAAGGAGUUGUGUUCUUCCUCAUCACGGUGUUGAUCCAAUACAGAUUCUUUAUCAAGUCAAGGCCUAUCAGUGCAAAGCUUCCACCUGUAAACGAAGAGGAUGAGGAUGUGAUUAGAGAAAGGCAGAGGAUCAUCGGUGGUGGUGGACAGAGUGACAUCUUAGAAAUCAAAGAAUUAACCAAGAGGUACAGAAUGAAACAGAAACCUGCUGUGGAUAGGAUCUGUGUUGGAAUCCCUCCUGGAGAGUGCUUUGGCCUCUUGGGCGUGAAUGGCGCAGGGAAAUCUUCCACUUUCAAGAUGUUGACUGGAGACACUGAUGUUACAGGAGGAGAUGCUUUUCUGAAGGGAAACAGUAUUUUGUCUAACAUCGAAGAAGUCCAUCAGAACAUGGGCUACUGUCCUCAGUUUGAUGCCAUUCAGGAAUUGCUGACUGGGCGAGAACACCUGGAAUUCUUUGCGCUCUUAAGGGGAGUUCCUGAGAAAGAAGUCUGCAAGGUUGGUGAAUGGGCUGUCCGUAAACUAGGCCUUGUAAAAUAUGCUGAAAAAUAUGCCGGCACCUACAGUGGUGGGAACAAGCGCAAGUUGUCUACUGCAAUGGCUCUAAUCGGGGGGCCUCCUGUGGUCUUCCUGGAUGAGCCAACUACAGGAAUGGAUCCCAAGGCCCGCCGCUUCCUUUGGAACUGUGCCUUGAGCAUCAUCAAAGAGGGAAGGUCCGUGGUCCUUACAUCUCACAGCAUGGAAGAAUGUGAGGCCCUCUGCACUCGAAUGGCAAUCAUGGUGAAUGGACGGUUCAGGUGCCUUGGCAGUGUCCAACACUUGAAGAACAGGUUUGGAGAUGGCUACACAAUAAUUGUACGAAUAGCAGGGGCAAAUCCUGACUUAACGCCUGUUGAGAACUUCUUCAAGCUGGCUUUUCCAGGAAGCGUGCUGAAGGAGAAGCAUCGCAACAUGCUGCAAUAUCAGCUCCCAUCCUCUCCAUCCUCUCUGGCUAGGAUAUUUAGUAUCCUCUCCCAGAACAAAAAGAGAUUCCACAUAGAAGACUACUCCGUUUCCCAGACCACACUUGACCAAGUAUUUGUAAACUUCGCCAAGGACCAAAGUGAUGAUGACCACAUGAAAGACUUGUCGUUGCACAAAAACCAGACUGUGGUAGAUGUAGCUAAUUUGACUUCCUUUUUGCAAGAUGAAAAGGUGAAGGAAAGCUGCGUAUGAAUAACCUUCCUCAGAAGGACGCAAUGGUCGCACUGAGCAGAAGGGGGAAAGGUUCAUCCUUUCUGUAUUAUAGAUGGGAUCUUCCCAAGUGGAAACAGAUCGAGGCCGAGGAGAUGGAGAUGGAAAUUAUAAAUGGGACAUUGUACUGGUUAAUCUUUCAAUGCAAUGCAAUUCAAUGCAAACAAAACAAUAUUCCACUACAGAGGCAGGCCUCUGGGAGAUGUUGCCUUGUUGUACUGUUCUCUAGUGAAAGACUUGAAUUUAGCUAUUCUUACAUUAUAAUUCUGUGAAACUCUAAUAUGGUGCCACUUGCUGCUACGUUGUCUUCUGCCAUACUCCCAGUUGUUUCUACUUAGUAUGUUUUGUGUUAAGAAUUACGUAACAACAGUUCAGAGAUUUGUGGCCAGUGAUUUAUUUAUUCACCAUGCUAACAGCCCCCUCCGCACAGGGAAAGGAACUGCUUGGGCACAACAUCAUUGCUGGCAAUGAAUGCAUCAACAGAAUCAGUGUCCAGCAGUCACAUCCAGUGCAAUAUUGUGGCCUUAUUUUAGUAUUAGCUAUUGGCCUGGUUGACCCAUACAUGCUUGAGGGGACUGGUAUGACAACCAUUAGGGCUCUUAGUAGUGGGCCAUGAAGCACACCGUCAAAAUAGGCUACUCUGAAUUCAAUGUUUCUUAAUGGCUUGUAGGAGAAUCAACUAUUAACAUCAAAGCAUCUGAGACAAUUUCUGUCCUAAUGGUAUGGUGACCAAUUGCUUGGUUUCCCCCCUUUGCUUUUGUUGUGGAACUGUUGCUGUUUUUAUAUUUCUUUACUUAAGCUUGACAUGUCUGUUUUCUUGUAAAAGUACUUUCUGUAGGAGACACUCAGCAAUCUCUGAAGAACUCUCUAUUAUCACCCAUACUAGGGUAUCUGUUUUCCUGCCUACCACAAAAUAUCUAAAUGCAUAUAGCAUUAUUUCCAUCAAUGUUGAAAAUCUUCAGUUAUAUCGUCACCUCUGUCCUGGUUUUCAUAUAAUUUUAAAUCACAAAAAUGGUGAUCUCCUACUUUGCGUUGGGUUGAGGUUGGAGAAAACUUUCCAGAAUAAAACAGCUGGGGCUCUUGAAGUCUUGAGUUUCCAUAGUCCUUCCAUUUCUCUUACUCCAUGGCUUUUAUGUGGCACAUACACUGACCUCCUACUCCAGAUAUGGAUUGAAGGUAGGUAUUAAAAGUUGGAUAUGUGGAUGGUAAGCAACUAAUAUAUAAUUAAAAAAAUAUGAUCCAUUUUUUAAACAAUUGCUUAUUUGGAAAUUUAUAUGGAAGCUUUUUUUUCCAAUCAGCCCAGAUAGUAUCUUUAAAUAAAAAACUAGGCAAAGCAAAAUUGGUACAAACAUUUUUUUGUAGUACUGGAUAACAAACCAACACGUGCUCAUUACGGCUGGCAUAUACUAAUAUUUCAGACAUGUCCCAAGGCAAGUAAAAUUCUGAAAUGAUUAGUUGCACUAAGUCCUUUUGAAGUCAGCAGGACAUCAGUCUGAGUCCUGUGUACUUUUUUUGCACCCAACUUUCAAUGACCUGCAAUUUAGUCGUCCCCCCGUCUUUCUCCAUAUUAGUAGCUAUUUUUUCUACAAAUAUAAAUACUCUAUUUUAGUAUAGUUUUAAAACACAUUUGCUAAUUUAACACAAUUCAAACGAAGGUAAGCAUUAACUGUACAAUCCCUUGACACAACAGUAACCCAAAAUAACUGGCUUAGAGUUAAAUGACAGCUGUGUAAAUUUCCAAUAUAAGGCUGAAAUCCUAUGCAGGGUAACUUGGCAGUUAGCUCUACUGAUCACAGUGGGACUUCAGUACAGGAGUAAUCACAUAUUCCCCUUGCUUUCAAAUCCUUACUGAUCUGUUUCAUGAGAAAUAAUGAUUUCUAGAAGUACUUCUUGCUAAGAAUGGAGAUCCAGGCUAGGUUUGCUCCACAAUAAAUACUGGUAAAUCACUGCAUAGAAAUUUUCCUUAGUAUCAGAUAAGUUAGCCAAAAUUAUACUACUUUAGGGGUGUCAAACUCAAUUUCAUUGAGGGCUGCAUCAGGGUUGUGUUUGUCCUCGGGGGGCCUGCUUAGGUGUGGCCAGUUCGAUGUCAUGCAGCCCACAUGCGGCCCUCCUGGGCUUCAUUUUUUGGCUGCAACAACCUCCUGCAGCUCUCUGCCAGUGAAAACGGAGCCCAGGAGAGCCGCACACAGCCCUCCCAAGCUCCAUUUUCGCUGGAAGAGGCACCGCAAGCCAGUCCAUCGCUGUUUCCAGGGUGGUCCUGUGGGCCAGAUCUAAGCAUCCCCUAGGCUGGAUCCAGCCCGCAGGCCUUGAAUUUGACAUCCAUGUCCUAAUUGCUCUCUGUGGUAUGAUAUAAAACCACUGGUCAAGGAACUGAGCAAGAAUAUUUACUUCAUGUUAUGUGAUUAAAAUUGCUGUUAUCCUUCUGCAGUAUUUGUGAUACUGUAUAGUUUCAUAUGAAUAUAUUUCUUACAGAAGUUAAUACGUAUAGUAAGUCCCUGCUUUCCUCCCAGUUUUGUUCCAAUCCCCUCCCUUCUCUAAUCUGAUUGAUCCUUCAUUCCAAGCACUUUAUGCUGGCUGUAAUGGGAUCUAUUUUUGCACUGGAAUAUCUUAUAAACUUUGCAAAACAAUAGUUUCACAUAUACGCAAAAACAAUCUUUUAAGUUAAAAAUCUUUCAAUGGACAUUUUCAUGGAAAAACAAAUAUAUAUUUGUAUUGCUAAUAACUAUUUGUGAAAUAUUAAUAGGCAUCUGUUAAUUGCCUUGUACCAAGUAAAGAAUAAAAGUGUUGCUGGUCUACAAUCA
Messenger RNA from Thamnophis sirtalis, 6470 nucleotides. NCBI's taxonomy places the organism in Eukaryota, Metazoa, Chordata, Lepidosauria, Squamata, Natricidae. The record is from RefSeq and is a predicted model, not a curated record.